This is a messenger RNA of Scleropages formosus (Asian bonytongue), 1210 nucleotides long. RefSeq names its product nicotinamide riboside kinase 2-like. Lineage: Eukaryota; Metazoa; Chordata; Actinopteri; Osteoglossiformes; Osteoglossidae. The record is from RefSeq and is a predicted model, not a curated record. Bases 367 to 984 code for a protein of 205 amino acids. The transcript is spliced from 8 exons.
UAGCCAACCAGGACAGACGAAUGAUGUUCGAGAUGGACUUCGACGAAGAUGUAUGAUGUAUAGAAUAGGUGGCCAUAUUGUCUGAGUCCUUAUUGGCUGCGUUUUAUUCCAGUAGCCAAUCAGGCUAAAGUAGCGAUGCAUGAGAAGUAGCGUAACUUGCCAGGAGACGCUCUUUUGGGGCAGAGCGGCAGCAGAGAGACUUCGUCCGCGUUCAUAGUCAUUAUUACCAUGGAGGAAAUAAAUAGUUGACGAUUCUUUUAACCUUCUCUUUUAAGCUUUCUUCCGUUCGAUCUUUGGUGCUCCUCGUGAGCCUUCCGUUCUGGGUUUAUCGACGUGUUCUGCUGGUUCUCCACGGUCUCCGCAAACAUGAAGUACAUCGUUGGCAUCGGCGGGGUGACGAAUGGUGGUAAAACCACAUUGACGAACAGGUUAAUUAAGAACUUGCCCAACUGCUGUGUUGUUCACCAGGAUGACUUCUUCAAGCCCCAAGAUGAAAUUAAAGUUGGCGAGGAUGGCUUUAAGCAGUAUGACGUUAUCACUGCUCUGGACGUGGAUGCCAUGAUGGAUACGAUCAAGGCUUGGCAGGAGAAUCCAGUGAAGUUUGAGAGAUCACACGGCAUCAACAACAGCUUGGAUGCAGAGAUAGUCCCAGUGUCUGACCACAAUGAUGAUGUCCACAUCCUCAUUGUGGAAGGCUUUCUUCUUUACACCUACGGGCCAUUGAUCGACGUAUUUAACCAGCGUUACUUUCUUUCUAUUCCAUAUGAAGAAUGCAAAAAGAGGAGGAGCUCAAGAACCUACACAGUGCCAGACCCACCAGGCCUGUUUGACGGCCACGUUUGGCCAAUGUAUGUAAAACACAAGAGGAUGAUGGAGAACCUUGGGGUUGAUGUGGUUCAACUGGAUGGGACCUUGUCAAAGGAACAGCUGUACAAUUUGGUCUAUGGAGACAUCCAGAAUAACAUCCAGAAAGUGCUGCAGUAAAGAAUUCCCGGUCCGCUGAGAAACUGCUGCUGGAAGAAAAUGCGGCCUUGCCUAUUUGCGAAGUGCCACCUUUUUUAACCAUUGAUUAUUGAGACAUAAACAUGUCUAACACUAUUGUCCAGUGGUUUUAUAUUUUGCAUAUAUUUAUUGCUGUCAACAAGCACUUAAAGCAUGGAAACAUUUUUCCAGCUAGAUGCAGUGAUCAAUAAAGGGAACCUCUAAUGUG